Molecule: messenger RNA, 794 nt
Organism: Colias croceus (clouded yellow)
Lineage: Eukaryota; Metazoa; Arthropoda; Insecta; Lepidoptera; Pieridae
Exons: 3
Coding region: 101-499 (132 amino acids)
Biological process (GO): sleep; positive regulation of voltage-gated potassium channel activity; regulation of synaptic transmission, cholinergic
Source: RefSeq, a predicted model, not a curated record
UUAGCCGUAAACGUGCGGUCGUCGUCUAGUUUCAGUUAGUGUGGAGCUGUGAGCGGUGUUGUAGUUCGGUACAAACUGGUAUCAUCCUGCCGUAACCACUAUGGGAGUAGCCUGGGUGUGCGUACUCGUCGUCCUUUGUAGUAUCUUCCAGCAAGGUUUAGCCAUCACAUGCUACCAAUGUAACAGUCACAACGACUCCCGGUGCCUAAUGGCGAAGCUCCCAGACUCCCUGCGGCAGCCCUGCGGACCCAAGGACACGAUGUGCAGGAAGAUCUCUCAGAUUGUGGAGUUUGAGAUGAACGGCAUGCCGCCAGACAGCCGUGUGAUUAGAGGCUGUGGAUGGGAUGAGACUAGUUAUAAGGGCCGUUGCUACCAGCGUUCAGGCUUCGGCGGCAGACAGGAGGUAUGUUCGUGCCUCGAAGACGGCUGCAACUCGGCCUCCGUACCAGUCGGGGCCACCGCCCUCAUGCUCCUCACAUUUGCUAUCUUACGGUUCUAACAUGCAACACCGUAAAAACCACAUAUCAAUCAAUAGAAUGCAAAUAACUACCAAACGUAACACAAAUCAAAGAUAGGUUAGAGUAGAUGUACAAAACUGUGUUCAAAGAUUUAUAUUAUGUUUUUGUUAAUACCAACUUGUAAAUAGAUGUUAGUUACUGACUUACUAGCAACCUCGUGGUAAUGUGUUCGCUUAACGAGUAGGUGUUAUGUUAUGUGCAAUAUUCACUACAGUUGUAAAUGUAUAGCUUAUUGUUGUGUUUGUAUGAGAGUAUUUAUUAAAAAAUGUUUCUUAA